Cantharellus anzutake is the source of this 372-nucleotide messenger RNA. RefSeq lists its product as uncharacterized. The transcript is spliced from 3 exons. Lineage: Eukaryota; Fungi; Basidiomycota; Agaricomycetes; Cantharellales; Hydnaceae. The record is from RefSeq and is a predicted model, not a curated record. Bases 1 to 372 code for a protein of 123 amino acids.
AUGCGUCUCUUCAACUUGAUACCGUGGGAAGCUCGAGACCCCGAUUUCAAAUUCACUCAGCCAUAUGCUCACGACAUCCACCUUGCUAAACGUGUUCCCGUUCAACGGUCGAGAUCAGGAUCGUUUUCUCCUAAUCUACAAUGUCCUGACGUUCGCCCUCGAAGGAAAUUCUUAAUUGGGAACCGACCACCGAUGCGGUCCUACUUGAUACUACUUGGAUUCAACCUCUCCGGCUUCAGAAGUUCCGACGACGAAACUUUGGGCGGUCGCAUCACGUACGAGAAGGCAACGAUAGAGCUUCCAUAUAUUACUAAGGGUCGGGGGACAACUGUUAUGUCUCCGAGCGACGCCACCGUCACGGCCUUUCACUAA